Spea bombifrons (plains spadefoot toad) is the source of this 533-nucleotide messenger RNA. It is a transcript of the gene MRPS28, whose product is annotated as mitochondrial ribosomal protein S28. The transcript has 3 exons. The coding region runs from base 33 to 389 and encodes 118 amino acids. Lineage: Eukaryota; Metazoa; Chordata; Amphibia; Anura; Pelobatidae. Gene Ontology annotation, cellular component: mitochondrial small ribosomal subunit. The record is from RefSeq and is a predicted model, not a curated record.
ACGGGUAAGGUCACGGGUUCUCUGUAAACAUCAUGGCGGCGCCCUGCGGGAGACAUGCCGCUCUAUGGCUGUACCGAUUACGGUCAUCGGUGUCAGUUGCUUCCCGGCCCUGCAGCACAGCCGGAUCGGCUGAGUAUUUCCUUUCCGGAGGACAUGAUAAAGCAGCGGAAGACCAAAGCAUCUCCCGAGCACCGGGGGGAAAGGACCUCAUCAAGGGUAAAGAGUCAUUUGCUUCUUUGCUUCGCCGAUCUCCAAUUAUUCAGAUGGGACCCGCCAAGGAUAAGAUAGCAGUGGGGAAAAUCUUCCAUAUUGUUGGAGACGAUCUAUACAUCGACUUUGGGGGCAAAUUUCAUUGUGUGUGCAAAAGACCUGAGCAAGAUGCAGAGUAAUACCAGAAGGGGAGCCGAGUGCGCCUGAGACUGGUGGAUCUGGAGCUGACCUCGAGGUUUUUAGGAGGCAGCACGGACACGACGCUCCUUGAGGCUGAUGCUGUGAUACUGGGGCUGGUGGAGAGCAGAGAUCCAAAAUGAGAA